Lethenteron reissneri (Far Eastern brook lamprey) is the source of this 2826-nucleotide messenger RNA. Its product is annotated as glycosyltransferase 8 domain-containing protein 2-like. NCBI's taxonomy places the organism in Eukaryota, Metazoa, Chordata, Hyperoartia, Petromyzontiformes, Petromyzontidae. The record is from RefSeq and is a predicted model, not a curated record. Gene Ontology annotation, molecular function: glycosyltransferase activity. Gene Ontology annotation, cellular component: Golgi apparatus.
ACGUGCUUGGAGGGUUCCUGUUUGGCGAUAAAAAAAACCGCGUUCGUCGAAGCAUAGACCUCGUGGGAAAUAGAGGGUUGCGUUCCGAAAUUGUCACCAACUCCCUUUUUGUGUCACUAAUUCUGCAUGAUUUCCGUCCUUGUUGUACUAAAGGAAGCCGAGUCGCUCUCCUUUGCUUGUGUGUGUGUACACUGUUUUAAAUUACGUCGACUGGGUCGACUCAGCCUCAAAUGAGUAUCUGGUGCGGUGUGUGAACGUCGCCACUAGGGAGACAAAGGCGGCCGUGCGUGGUGCUGGACACCCACCCCCUCGUGUGCCGUGUUCAGUUUUUUUUUAAAGGAUAUGAACAUUUAUAUUGUGAAUAAAUAUUUCCUAAUGCCGUCUCUUGUGAUUCACAGACGAAAACUGUUUUACAAUAGUAAACAACCUUUGUGUCUCACGUGACUUGCCGCUUGAAAUGUCAAUUAUUUUCACAAUACAAAAUGUGAUAUUACGUGAAUUAGUGCGGUCUGGAUGUGCACAGUAAUUAACAGUUAGCACGUAGUUUUUCUAGGCCAAUAUUCACAAUAAAAUGUGUGGGUUAGUCCACAUGAUCUAGCCAAAUCUGUCGUUAUCCAGGUUGGUAUUAGUUGGAGCGAGGAUGUCAAUGUUUGGAUUGUCAGUGAGUGUAGGAAGAAAACCGGUCAGUUUAACACGAAGGCUUUCGCGACCAAUAUCCAUAAUCGAGGUGUUUAGAUUAGAUCGCGUAAAUAUAAAUGUGUCGUUAAACCCGCCACCACCCGGCACAGCCAUUUAGUAAGGGUUGUCACGUAGACAAAACAUGCCAAUUCGUUACUAGUUCAGCACACCGGUGUGUUUGAGAGUGAAUGACACCGGCUAUGUUGGAUGUGCUAGUAGGAGGAGGUGGAGAUGCUUUGGUAUUACAUGGAGGGGGCUCAGAUUGUUGAGUGAGAGGAGGAGGAGAAACUGCGGUAUGGGUGUUGACAUUUGGAGUCGUGGGCGGACACGUGGUUUGAAUGGAUGGGGCUGAGUGGGAAAAGUCUUGCAGGCUGGUAGUGGAGGAGAUGAUAGAUAUUAGCGCAGGCAGUCUGGAGUGGGAGUAACGGUAGGAGAUGUGGUGUGGGUUUAAAGUGAGAAGGAAAUGUAAUUUUGGGGCUGGAUGGGGUAGGAGUAGCCAGGCUUUGAACGGAGAGGCUUGGAGUCUGGAUUGAGAGGAGGUUAUUGGUGUCUAUAUGUGUGGGAUAUGAAUUCAGGCGAAGGGAGACAGUGUUUGAAUGGAGGGGGAGAAUCGUAGUAGUAGGAGGAGAAAAGGCGAGGGGCAUGUUGUGUGGCGUGUGCAGGAGGAGGAGGAGGGAGGCUGGAAUGGUGGUGGCUCAGCUUGUGGUGGGUGGAAGAAGAGGAGGCUGCGUUUGAGUUAUUGUGGCUGAGAAUCUGGAGUGGGAGGAGUGAAUGAAGAAGGAGUAGGAGGGGCUGGGAGUGUGGCAUGAGCUCUCAUUGCGAGGGAGCGGCAGGGGGAGUGGUGGAUCAGGGCUAUGGGUUUGGGCUGGAAUUGAAAAACCAGGCGAUGCAAAAAAAUGCCCUCUCGCAGGACUGUGAACGUGGGAUUGCUGCUGGCGCUGUCGGCAGUGCUGCUCAUUAUCCUUCACCACAGUCUGCUCCAGAGGGCUGGCCAGGCCGAGCCAGCCAGGACCUCAGAAGGCGAGUGGGCGCAGUACGAGGGGCAGCCCGUGAACCUUGACCCAGACGUGAUCCCAGUGGUGGUGUGCGCGGUGGAGGAGCGGCUGGGAGGCACCAUCGCCACCAUCAACAGCGUGCGCAUCCACACCAACGCCCGGCUCGUCUUCUACAUCGUCACGCUGAGGCACACCAUCCCGCAUAUCACAACUUGGAUAAAGGAGUCAGUGCUGGAGAAUAUAAAUUAUUUUAUUAUUGAGUUCAACCCUGAGAUCGUGCGUGGAAAAAUCCCCGUCAUAGCUGAGAGGCCCGAGUUACUGAGCCCGCUGAAUUUUGCCAGGUUCUAUCUCGGCCAUCUCAUCCCUCAACACAAGCGAGCUGUUUACCUUGAUGAUGACAUCAUCGUGCUGGGGGACAUCAGGGAGCUCUUUGAGAGUCCCCUGCAGGAUGGGCACGCCGCCGCGUUCUCCGAUGACUGCGACGCCAUCUCCACCCACCUGCUCGCCAACCUGCAGGGCAUCGUCGUUCAGAACAUGUACAUGGCGUACCUGAACUACAACAAGGAGAGCGUGAGCAAGCUGGGCAUCCGUGGCAGCAGCUGCACGUUCAACCCGGGCGUCGUCGUGGCCAACCUCACCGAGUGGCGGCGCCAGAGGAUCUCCGAGCAGCUGGAGCAGUGGCUGACCAGGGACCAGGAGGAGCACCUGUACAGCAGCUCCGUGGCGGACGGCGUGGCCACUCCGCCGAUGCUCAUCGUCUUCCAUCGCCGGCACAGCAGCCUGCCGCCCGCUUGGCACAUCCGCUACCUCGGAUACAGCGCGGCGAUUCGCUUCUCCACGGCCGUGAUGGGGGAGGCGAAGCUGCUGCACUGGAACGGACCAUUCAAGCCGUGGGGCAGGACGUCCUCCUACACCGAGCUCUGGGAGGAGUGGUACAUCCCAGACCCCACCGGCACGUUCAGGCCGCUGAGCGCGAGCUUCAGGAACGCCUGACGCAGUGUUCUGCUGCAGGAAAUAAAAUAAAAACAUUCUGUUCUUCUCUUUAACGCCGUGUUCAAUUGAAAAUUUUAGCAAAAAAAUGUGUGUAAGCCGUUUAUACCUGACCGGAGCAUUCGCUGCUCUUGUUUUUAAAUAAAGUUUCCAGAAACGCCAA